CUAAAUAAGCUCUAUAGUUGAAUAUAGAACCGCUGUUACAAAGCCUAUAGGAACUAUAUUCUGCUCAAGUGCUGCAUAAAAGCCAUUUUUGGCGAAUUAUUCGGCCGAUAUACGGCUUGCCCCUACUUUAGAACAUUUUCGAACUACCCCCAUGGACGAAAUGUCAAAACAUUUUUACCGCAAGCAAAAAAGGGAAAACAAAUUAUUUGUAUUAUGUUCCUCUUCCUUCUUCAACAUCAAAGGAGCAAAAAAUUGUUUUGUUAUUAUUUCUUUCUCCUUAACGUCAACUGUAUCGCAGCUGUAGAUAAUCACAGGUGCAUAUUUUCUUUCGCGAUUUGCCUUGCUUUCGACGAUUGUUCUUUGUUUUGCCAAGUCGAUCGAUCCCCGGGUUCGAACAGUGAAUAACUGCUCGUAGAAAGUUGCUGAGUAGUGCGUUUUCCGACUGAUCCAUCCUCUCACCUGGUCAAAUUAUCAUCUGAAAGGCGUUCUUAAAGCAAAAGCGUAGACGCACCAGUAAGUAAUCUUCAAUUCGAUUAGUUUUUUUUUUCUCAUAAUUUUUAUUAUUUCAUCGUAGUGUCCGCUAAAAAAACAACACAGAAAAAGCCUACAGCAGCAGCAUUGAUGCGGGCCAUUCAACUAAAACACGUUAAGGAUGAUUCUCCGGCGGUUCCACUGGGAAAGCAGGAUGCAUCGACGCAAACAGAACCAAACGAGUCUGCGGAGGCGAACGACAAUCUCAACGUCAAAAUGAACAAAUGUCUGUUGAUGUUGUCGCACCUAAAUACUAAGGUGGAUGCGCUGGGUGCAAACCAAUACCAGCAGCAAGGAAGUUCCAGUGAUCGGUUCAGCGUAAAACUUUCUAAGGUGAAUUUUCAACCAGUGAAAAGCUUAGUCGAUUUUGAAGCUUUGGAGGAUCGCUGCCGAGAUGAAGCUUUCGUGAAAGCGACAGUUGCUUCGAUUGGACAUAUUCACGGUCAUCACCGAUAUACUGGCCAAGGUGCAACAGUGAGUCUCCGAAUAAUCGACCACUUUUUUUCUCGGGAUUUCCUCAUGAAGUGUUCAUGGACAGGCGCCAGCCGUUCUUCAGGUAAUGAACCAAGCAAGAGGCAGAAAAUCGCUUUCAUGAAGUAUGAAAGAUCAAUUGACUUGUUCUAUCAGACGGUGCUUUAUUCGGACCCAACAUAUACUAUCGACGAAUGCAAAUCUUUUCUGCAUCGCUGCUUGAAAAAUGCUAGUCAACGGUUCGCGGAAGUGAGCGGAACAAGGAAACCAGUAUCUCGGAAGCGGAAGCGAUUGGCAACUGGAGAGGAUCGGGAGGAAUCAACGGAAGAUGAUCCGGACGGAGAUGAGAGUGGAGAUAUUGUUAUUGAGAAUCAUAAAAUCGAAGAGAGAGAACAAGAUUACGACGACGGAUCACCAGCAGAAACUUCCGGAAACACGUCGUGGCAGGUGGAGUUUCUGGAAAAUAAUGCGGACGAAGAAGAUGUUCCACUCCAACUGGUGAAAAGCGAAAAUUAGUGCGUUGAACAAUACAUUUGAUUGUUUUUUUUGCUGUCUAUU
Messenger RNA from Aedes albopictus (Asian tiger mosquito), 1560 nucleotides. RefSeq lists its product as uncharacterized. The transcript has a single exon. Bases 622 to 1518 code for a protein of 298 amino acids. NCBI's taxonomy places the organism in Eukaryota, Metazoa, Arthropoda, Insecta, Diptera, Culicidae. The record is from RefSeq and is a predicted model, not a curated record.